This is a messenger RNA of Cuscuta campestris, 1691 nucleotides long. Lineage: Eukaryota; Viridiplantae; Streptophyta; Magnoliopsida; Solanales; Convolvulaceae. The record is from the annotation of a GenBank genome assembly.
GUCUAAUUUCUCACUUGCUAUAAAUAAUACUUCUCCCCCAUUCUUUUCCUCCAACAAUCAUCAUUCAUCACAUACAUUACCUUCCCUUCUUUGCCCUUGGCUUCUUUUGAAUAUGGAGUUUCAUCUCACCAUUAAAACCCUAUCAUUUCUUUGGAUAGCCGUUGCUGCAAGCCAUGCAGCUCUUUCUUCUUCAUCGUCGCCUAUAGUGAGUUUUUGGAAUUCUGAACUCCCAAACACUCCCAUGCCCCAAGCUAUCAAGAACUCACUCUCCCAAACACCAACUGAGUGGCUAGAGGAGAAAGGAACAUCUGUGGCAGUUGGCCAGGGAGGAGUAAACGUCAACACCGGCAAAGGGAAGCCGGCCGCCGGCGGCACGACCGUGAACGUUGGAAAGGGUGGCGUCGGCGUCAACACCGGAGCUCAGCCCGGCCAAGGGACCAACGUCGGUGUCGGCAAAGGCGGUGUCAACGUCCACGCCGGCGGAAAAUCCGGCCAAGGCACAAACGUGGGCGUCGGUAAAGGCGGCGUCAGCGUCGAUGCCGGCGGAAAGCCCGGCCAAGGUACAAACGUCGGCGUCGGUAAAGGUGGAGUCAGCGUCCACACCGGCAAGGGAACAAACGUCGGUGUGGGAAAAGGCGGCGUCAACGUUCACGCCGGAAAGGGAACAAAUGUCGGUGUGGGAAAAGGCGGCGUCUCCGUCGGAACGGGCGGGAAACACGGGAAACCGGUCGGAGUAAGAGUAGGCGACGGCAAGAGCCCAUUCAACUACAACUAUGCCGCUAGCGAGGACCAGCUCAACGACGACCCCAACGUCGCCGUCUUCUUCAAGCCCUCCGCCCUACGCAGCGGGGCCCGCAUGACCUUACACUUCACGAAAAUCGCGAACGGCGCCGUUUUCUUGCCCCGAUCUCUCUCGGAGAAAAUCCCCUUCUCCUCCGAGAAGAUCCCCGAAAUCCUCCGCCGCUUCUCCGUCCAACCCGACUCCGACGAAGCUCGGUCGAUGACUCAAACCAUCAAAGAAUGCGAAGACCCGGCGGUCAAAGGGGAAGAGAAAAAAUGUGCCACAUCCCUGGAAUCCAUGGUUGACUUUUCCAAGUCAACCCUAAUCCCAGGGAACAAGAACAAAAUGACAACAACGACCCUCCGCGCAGUUUCCACAGAAUCUGCCGGAGAAGCAUCAUCCGUCCGUCAGAAAUACACCGUCUCCGGCGUGCAGAAGAUAGAGCACGCCGGAAACGGGCUGGUGGCAUGCCACAAGCUGAAGUACGGGUACGCGGUUUUUAACUGCCACAAGACGACAGCGACGGAGGCUUUCACGGUCUCUCUGGUGGGAGAGAACGGGGCUAAGGUUGAAGCGGCGGCGAUUUGCCACAAGGACACGGCGGCUUGGAACCCGAACCAUAUGGCGUUUCGGGCUCUUAAAGUCCGGCCCGGAACCGUCCCGGUGUGCCACUUCCUCCCGGAAGAUCACAUUGUCUGGGUUGCUACUAAUUAAUUAAUACUCAUAAAGCUUUGUGCGUGUGUUUCUUUGAUUAAGGUACCCUUUGAAUUAUCAUUUAUGAUUCAAUCGGGAUACAUAUAUAUGUGUAGUGUUUUUUCUUCAUAUAAAUCGUACUUUGCGUUUGUUUGUAGCAGCAGCAGGCUUGUUAGCCGCUAUAUAUUUGUAUGUUUAAUAAUAUGAAGGUAUGUUU